Molecule: messenger RNA, 3976 nt
Organism: Dromiciops gliroides (monito del monte)
Lineage: Eukaryota; Metazoa; Chordata; Mammalia; Microbiotheria; Microbiotheriidae
Gene: UGT8
Product: UDP glycosyltransferase 8
Exons: 6
Coding region: 210-1958 (582 amino acids)
Molecular function (GO): UDP-glycosyltransferase activity
Source: RefSeq, a predicted model, not a curated record
UACUAAGAUUUGGAAAAAAAUUGCUUUCCAAACUUUAACUCCGUUUCUCCCUACAGCCACGCUGGGAGGCCAGGUGCAGUUAGGAGCAGUCCCGUUUUACAGAAGAGGAAAGCGAGGCCGACUUGGCCCAGACCGUGCGCGUCUGCAGGCGGCACCCUCAUUUCGUGAUGCUUUGCACGGGUAGGGGUGCCUCUAAGCCCUGAAACCCAAUGCUCGUCCGUCCUGACCCUGGCUGUGGAGUGAUGGAGGGAACUUUUGCCCAGGGCCCUGUUCUCUGUGAACCUCUUGUCUCUCCGGGAUGCCCAGGCCGGACCCUGCUCUUCUCCCCAGCUAUGAAGUCUUACACUCCAUUUUUCGUACUCCUGUGGAGUGCUGUUGGACUAGCAAAGGCUGCCAAAAUCGUCGUUGUGCCGCCAAUUAUGUUUGAAAGCCAUAUGUACAUUUUCAAGACCUUAGCCUCUGCCUUACAUGAGAGAGGCCACCAGACGGUGUUUCUCCUGUCCGAAGGCAGAGACAUCAUGCCAUCUAAUCAUUACCGACUCCAGCGCUAUCCAGGGAUCUUUAACAGCAGCACCUCAGAUGCUUUCCUACAGUCAAAAAUGCGGAAUAUUUUCUCUGGGAGACUUACAGUAAUAGAACUAUUCGACAUACUGGACCACUAUUCUAAGAACUGUGAGAUGAUGGUUGGCAACAGUGCCUUGAUGCAGGGCCUGAAAAAAGAAAAAUUUGAUUUGCUGCUGGUCGACCCUAAUGAGAUGUGUGGAUUUGUUAUAGCUCAUCUUUUAGGGGUGAAGUAUGCAGUAUUUUCCACAGGUCUUUGGUAUCCUGCUGAAGUGGGGGCUCCUGUGCCAUUGGCUUAUGUUCCAGAAUUUAAUUCGCUUCUCACAGAUGAUAUGAACUUUCUGGAAAGGAUGAAAAACACCGGCGUUUACCUCAUUUCCAGAUUAGGGAUCAGCUAUCUAGUUCUUCCAAAAUAUGAAAGGAUAAUGCAGAAGUACAACCUGCUGCCGGUGAGAUCCAUGUACGAUUUGGUUCAGGAGACCAGCCUGUGGAUGCUGUGUACAGAUGUGGCACUCGAGUUCCCAAGACCCACUCUACCUAAUGUUGUCUACGUGGGAGGAAUUCUAACCAAACCAGCCGGCCCACUACCAGAAGAUCUCCAAAGAUGGGUAAAUGAUGCUAAUGAACAUGGUUUUAUCCUGGUGUCUUUUGGAGCUGGUGUAAAGUAUUUAUCAGAAGAUAUCACCCGAAAACUGGCAGGAGCCUUGUCAAGGUUGCCUCAAAAGGUGAUUUGGAGGUUUUCUGGACUCAAACCAAAGAAUCUUGGGAAUAACACAAAACUCAUAGAAUGGCUACCCCAAAAUGACUUGCUUGGACACCCAAAUAUUAAAGCCUUUCUUAGCCAUGGGGGCUUGAACAGCAUUUUUGAAACUAUGUACCAUGGAGUCCCUGUGGUGGGUAUUCCACUCUUUGGAGAUCAUUAUGAUACAAUGAUCCGAGUCCAGGCAAAAGGCAUGGGGAUAUUGCUGGAAUGGAAGUCAAUGACUGAACAGGACUUAUAUGAAGCCUUGGUGAAGGUUAUCAAUGAUCCCAGCUACCGUGCACGUGCCCAGAAGCUAUCAGAAAUUCACAAGGAUCAGCCUAGUCACCCUGUCAAUCGGACUGUCUAUUGGAUUGAUUACAUUCUCCGUCAUAAUGGAGCACACCACCUACGGGCCGCUGUCCACCGCAUCUCUUUUUGUCAGUAUUUUUUACUGGAUAUUGUCUUUGUGCUGUCACUGGGUGCUGCCUUACUCUACUUCCUUUUGGCAAGGAUGGUCAAAUUCACCUACAAACAAAGCACACGUCUCUGGUCUAGAAACGAGCAUAGCACUAUUAAUGGACAUUACCACAAUGGAAUCCCCAAUGGCAAGUAUAAAAGAAAUGGCCACAUUAAACAUGAGAAGAAGGUGAAAUGAGCCAACCCACCUGUGUUAUCUCGAGGAAUCGGUUCGGUAGUUGAAUUUUUAUCACUGUAACUUAGUCUAACAGCUACUUAAAGGAAAACCUCAGUAAACAAGUCUAACACUCCCCUAUGUAAUCUUACAGGAUGACAUUCUAUGGAACUAAGAUGUCUUUAAAAAAAAAAGCACAAACCUAAAAUGCAAAAAAAUGUACUUUCUUCUUAAUACUGAUGCAGAGAGGAUAUUUUGGCACUGAAAUUUUUAGCCUUAAUUGUUUGAAUCAGUUGAAUGACCCUAAGAGUUCUUAGUUAUAAAAACAUUGUGUAUGUAUGAUCCAGGUAAGAAAUUUUUUGUCCUCAAAACAGUUUUUGUUUUUUUUAAUGCUUAUCUCUUAAUUGAGAUAUUUCAGCUAGCUACAUAUUAAAUUUAUUGAAGACACAAUACUCCUAAGAAUGAGACUGAGAAUAAGGCCAUGAUCCCAGAACGUUUGGCACCCAGAAAUUGAACAAGUUGUAGAUUGAGACUACUAUUAUUGAAAGAAUGUUUCCUUCCUAAACUUAACACUGAAGGAAAGAAAGAAAUAGCAAUGAUCUUUUUAUUAUAUAUGUACUCUUUUGGCCUCUGCUAUUGAAAACAUGAAAUUAAGUAAGGGUACAAAUGAUUGUCACUUGAAAGAUGUACACAUUUUAUUUUCUUCUUGUGUUUUUCAUUUACCAACAACUUUCCUCUGGAAAAAUUUUAUGAUAUUUUUAAAAAAUUAAUUUCAACUAAGAGCACAGACAUGUUGAACAAUACAUAAUUAAGAAGUGAAGCUCUGACAACAAUGUCCUCACAGAAGGUUUGACAUUGUAUACAUAGCAUUGUGAAAGGUUAUUCCCUCUCUCUUUCUCCAUCUUUUUCUUUCUGUCUUUGUCUCUCUUUCCAUUCCUUCCUUCCUUUCUUCUUUCUCUCUUACAUUCUUUUUUUUAUGGGGGGGAUUGGUAUAUAAAAAUAUUUCACGUCUUUCCUAUAAUAGGAUAUUUAUACCUAAAAUUUGUUCCAUUUGAACAGUUCUGUAUUGAAGAAAGAAAAAAAAACAAGUAAGCAUCUUCUUUGUUCCUUAUAUUGGUUCGGGCCACACUAUAUUCAUUACAUCAUUGCCAAUAUUUAUUGCUCUCAAAACAGCACAAGCAGUUCUCUUGGUCAGUAACUGCUUUUUGACAAGAGGUUUCACAUCAAACCCUCUGUACCACAUGUAAAGAGCAUGGAGACAUGUCCUUCUCUUCCCAACAUGAUCUCCUGUUGCCCCCUUCCCCUGACAGUCUCUUUCAAUCAUUGUGGCUGACAUGGGACAUCAACAGUAUUGAAUUGAGAACAGGGAUGCAGGAAAUUGGGCAGAAUAAAACCCAAACCAUCCAUCCUGCUGAAACCUAUCAUGAUUGGCAACUAUGAGUUUAUUUCCAUGUCACUCUGUUUACUUGGUGUUUGCACUACAGAUGCUGAGUGUAUGCUUUAUUUAUAUAUAGUUUUAAAUCCAGUGUCUCACCAAGGGGAGGGAAAAAGAACCAUUUAUUUAGUGCUGUUCACUAACAUGGAAAAUGUUAUGAAAAUUAGAUAAGAGUAUGGAAGAAUCAUCAUACACAGUGACGCGACAUUUCAUUACCAAUCCCACUAGGAGCCACCAUCCCAUUGUGCAAGUUCAUGUCAGAAAUAGGUUUCUGAUGUACAGUGCAGACAAGUAUGCUGCUUUCUGAAUACUUGAAGAAAUGGUAUUAUAAAUAAGCCUAUUAGCUUUGCUUUUUUUUUUCUUUUCCUUUUUCCUUUUUUUACACUCUUUGCAUGAUGGGACAAUUACAAGAGCAUGCACAAACACAGGCAAUGAUUGGUGGGGUGGUAAUAGGACUUAGAGUGUAUGAAUGAAUGUGCUGGUUUUACUGUUUUUGGUACUGAAGAAAUUAGCUAGUACAAGCACUGACCGGAUGAUUAAGCCUGUUAAUCUCCACUGUGAUAAAACAAACAAACAACUUAAUAAACGUGAAUUUAAUAGAGAAAAA